Molecule: messenger RNA, 2798 nt
Organism: Lecanosticta acicola
Lineage: Eukaryota; Fungi; Ascomycota; Dothideomycetes; Mycosphaerellales; Mycosphaerellaceae
Source: the annotation of a GenBank genome assembly
AUGCUGGCUCCGGUGGGUAUAGUCGUUGCCCUGCUUCACUGGACACCUGCUCAAGCGCAGUCUAGCACCUCGAGCGGCAUCCUAUCGCUCGUGAAUCCCCUCAUUGGAACGGUACGAGCUCAUGACCAUGUCGAGAACAACCAGCACUGACAACACGCAUAGAGCAAUGGCGGUCACGUCUUCCCGGGAGCGACAUUGCCUUUCGCCAUGGCAAAGGCAGGAUGCGACGUCAAUGUAGAGAAUCAGGGAGGCUUCUCCACCGGCCACCCCGCCGGCAACAUCACUGGCUUCUCUCACAUGCAUGACGACGGCACUGGAGGCGUGAGUAUCCAUCCCAUAGCAUCGAGUCUUGGAAAGUUUCGUUGAGCACAGGAUGAUACUUGAAUUUCAUGCUCGAUUCAUCGUGGAAGCGAAUUUACAUAUUCAUGGUUUGGCUGAUAUUGCUCAAUUCAACACCGCAAUACUGUUUUGGGACGGCACCUCUGGAGCAUAAGCUGACCGUGACAGGCUGCAUCUUUGGGCAAUUUUCCCCAUUUCCCACAAGCUGGCUGUCCUGACGACGACAUCAACCAAUGCCUCUUUCCAAUUCGGACUCGCGCAGUACCGAGGGUCAAUGGCACGGUAGAAGCCUACCCGGGCUAUUUCUCCAUCGUCAUGUCCACCAACAUCCGUGCCGAAAUGACCUCCACCAAUCAUACUGCCCUAUACCGAUUCACCUUUCCUCAGACGCCUACCGAAAAGAAUGCCACCCUGAGCCCCUUGAUACUGGCUGAUCUGAUAGACCUGCCCCAAUCCAGAAUCAAUGGCUCGGCAUCUGUCGAUGCAGAUACGGGCCGGAUCUCUGGCAGUGGCUCCUUCUUGCCCAGCUUUGGUAUCGGCAGCUACACUCUGCACUUUUGCACCGACUUCUCAGGCGCACAAAUACGAGACACUGGGGUCUUCCUGAACAACCGUGCCGGCACAUCGCCCAAAACGGUCAGUGUGGUCCAAGAUGGAAUUAAUAUAAAGAAUGAAACUCUACCCGCCGGCGCUUGGACGAGAUUUCAUGCGCCAAGUAACAACAAUCAAAUAGUUGCGCGAGUUGGUGUAAGCUUCAUCAGCGUCGAUCAAGCCUGCCACAACGCUGAGGAGGAAAUACCGGACUUCGACUUUACAAAGGUUCGGUCUGCGGCAGAGCAGGCCUGGGAGGAUACCCUCGGAGUCAUCGAGGUGAAGCCUGGCGGUGUCAACCACAGCCUGCAAGCUACAUUCUGGAGUGGUGUCUACCGUACAGGCAUCUCCCCACAGGACUACACAGGAGAAAAUCCGCUGUGGGAAUCGGAGGAGCCCUACUACGACAGCUACUACUGUAUCUGGGACUCUUUCCGCAGCGUUCAUUCCCUGAUCACCUUAGUCGACCCUUACUCGCAAAUCCAGAUGAUUCGCAGUCUCAUCGAAAUCUAUCGCCAGGAAGGUUGGCUUCCCGACUGUCGGAUGUCCUUGUGCAAAGGCUACACGCAGGGCGGCUCAAACGCAGACGUCGUCCUUACCGAUACUUAUGUCAAAUUUGGCCAGCUCGCCGCUGAUCUUGGUGUGGAUUGGAAGACUGCAUACGAAGCCCUUGUCAAGAAUGCAGAAGAUGAGCCGCCCAAUUGGACUGUGGAGGGCCGAGGCGGUCUUCAUAGCUGGAAGAGUCUGAAUUACGUCCCGACCGAGGACUAUGAUCCCUACGGAGUUGGGCCUUUCACAAGAAGUAUCAGUAGAACUGUCGAAUAUGCUUACAAUGAUUAUUGUGUUGCUGAGAUGGCUCGUGGACUCGGCAAUCAAGGCGACUAUGAGAGAUACACACAGACGUCUGGAUACUGGAAGUAGGUUGAAAAGCAGAUGCGCAUCUUUGAGUUCCUUGCUGACGAUGUGCAGGAACAUGUGGAAAGAAGAUCAACGUGUAAGUCCCGGAAAGAUAUCGUUGAAGCAAUUCCUGACGCACCGCAGAGCUCAAUUAACGGCACAGACACCGGUUUUACAGGCUUCCUAAUGCCGAAAUUCUUAAAUGGCACCUGGGGCUUCCAGGACCCCAUCUUCUGCUCGCCACUGCUCAACUUCACCGCUUGCUACUUGAACCCAGGAGGCCAUGAGACCUACGAAGGUAGCUCGUGGCUCUACUCAUUCUUCGUCCCACACGACAUGGCUUCGUUGAUCACGACAAUGGGCGGGCCGUCCACAUUUGUCAAACGACUAGAUUACCUGCACGAGAGCGGCUUGCUAUACAUUGGCGAUGAACAGGGAUUCUUACCAGUCUAUCAGUACCACUAUGCCGGCCGCCCGGGAAAGAGCGCCGAACGCGCACAUUUCUACAUCCCAUCUCAAUUCGACGAUACCCUAGGCGGACUUGCGGGCAACGACGACAGUGGUGCAAUGGGAUCAUUUAUAGCACUGACCAUGAUGGUGCGCAACCCCUAUCCUCAGCCACCUAGAUACCUCCACCUAACGAACCAUCACAGGGCAUCUUCCCCAACCCAGGCCAAGACAUCUACUUCAUCACGCCUCCGUUCUUCGAAGAAGUCUCCAUUCGCAACAAGCUCACCGGCAAGCGAGCCACGAUCCGCAAUUUCAACUUCGACACGUCUUAUCAGAACAUCUACAUCCAGAGUGCGACGUUGGACGGAAAGCCGUAUACCAGGAAUUAUCUCCAGCAUAGCUUCUUCCUCGAAGGCGGUGUCUUGGAGCUCACGCUGGGUAGGAAUGAGAGUGUCUGGGGAACUCGAGCAGAGGACUUGCCUCCCAGUCUGUCGACGACAAUGGGGCAGAAUUUUCUCUGA